UUCCACAGUCAGCCAUAUUGCGGCUACCGGGGAGGGGCAGGCAGCGACGCCCGACGGACCAGAGAGUGACUAGGGUAGGCGUGCGGGGCUGCUGCAGUCGUUUUGCUCAGACGAACCCGGAGGACGCGCCGGCGAGGCUUCUCAAAGGAAAGAAGGGCCAUCAGUAGGCUGCUGCAUGAAUAUUUGCUUUUGGACCAACAGAAACUCAUCAAGAAUCAAAAAUGCCAAAACCAAUCAAUGUUCGUGUUACUACUAUGGAUGCAGAGUUGGAGUUUGCCAUCCAGCCUAAUACUACAGGGAAGCAGCUAUUUGACCAGGUGGUCAAGACUAUAGGCUUGCGUGAAGUGUGGUACUUUGGUCUUCAGUAUGUUGACAAUAAAGGAUUUCCAACCUGGCUGAAACUUGACAAAAAGGUCUCUGCUCAAGAGGUCAGAAAAGAGAACCCUCUGCAGUUCAAAUUCCGUGCCAAGUUCUUCCCUGAGGAUGUGUCUGAAGAGCUGAUUCAGGACAUCACGCAAAAGCUGUUUUUCCUGCAGGUGAAGGAAGGAAUCCUUAGUGAUGAGAUCUAUUGCCCACCCGAAACUGCUGUCCUUCUUGGGUCUUAUGCUGUACAAGCCAAAUUUGGAGACUACAAUAAAGAAGUGCACAAGUCUGGAUACCUCAGUUCUGAACGUCUGAUCCCCCAAAGAGUAAUGGACCAGCACAAACUCUCCAGAGAACAGUGGGAAGAACGGAUCCAGGUCUGGCAUGCUGAGCAUGGUGGAAUGCUCAAAGAGAAUGCCAUGCUGGAAUACCUGAAGAUUGCCCAGGAUUUAGAGAUGUAUGGAAUCAACUAUUUUGAAAUCAAGAAUAAAAAAGGGACAGAACUCUGGCUAGGAGUAGAUGCACUUGGGCUGAAUAUUUAUGAGAAGGAUGACAAAUUGACCCCGAAGAUUGGCUUCCCCUGGAGUGAGAUUAGGAAUAUCUCUUUCAAUGAUAAGAAGUUUGUUAUAAAACCUAUUGACAAGAAAGCACCUGAUUUUGUCUUUUAUGCUCCUCGUCUUCGAAUUAACAAGAGGAUCCUGCAGUUGUGCAUGGGAAACCAUGAGUUGUACAUGCGUCGUAGGAAACCAGACACCAUUGAGGUCCAGCAGAUGAAAGCCCAGGCCCGUGAAGAGAAGCACCAGAAACAGCUGGAAAGGCAACAAUUAGAAAAUGAGAAGAAGAAGAGAGAGACUAUUGAGAAAGAAAAAGAGCAGAUGUUAAGGGAAAAAGAAGAGCUAAUAGUGAGACUGCAAGAAUAUGAACAGAAGACACAGAAAGCAGAAAAAGAGCUGUCUGACCAAAUCCAAAAAGCCCUGCUGCUUGAGGAGGAAAGGAAAAGGGCACAGGAGGAAUCUGAACGCCUAGAGAAUGAGCGCUUGGCUGCUCUGCAAGCCAAGGAAGAACUAGAGAGACAAGCUGCUGACCAGAUGAAGAGCCAGGAGCAGCUGGCUACAGAACUUGCGGAAUAUACAGCCAAGAUUGCACUUCUGGAAGAAGCAAGAAAACGCAAAGAGAAUGAAGUGGAUGAAUGGCAGCACAGGGCUAAAGAAGCCCAGGAAGAUCUCAUAAAAACAAAAGAGGAGCUACACUUGGUGAUGACUGCUCCCCCUCCUCCCCCUCCACCAGUGUAUGAGCCAGUGAACUAUCAUGUCCAUGAUAAUCUUCAAGAUGAAGGAACAGAGUCAUCUGGCUACAGCGCAGAGUUUUCAAGUGAAGGCAUAUUAGAUGAUCGCAAUGAAGAAAAGCGUAUUACUGAAGCUGAAAAGAACGAGCGUGUUCAGAGGCAGCUGAAGACGCUGACUGAUGAACUUGCUCAGGCCAGAGAUGAGAACAAGAAGACCCAAAAUGACAUCAUCCACACAGAGAACAUGCGACAAGGGCGUGACAAGUACAAGACACUGAGACAGAUUCGACAAGGCAAUACCAAACAAAGGAUUGAUGAAUUUGAGGCAAUGUAAAAGCACCAAGAAGGCAAGACUCUGGGAAGUGCAGAUACUGAAUACUGACUUUUCUUUCUGAAGGGUCGCUUGAACAGACACAACAAAUAAUAUCUCCCCAGCCCUCCCACUUGGAUGCUACCUGAACUUAGGUAAUGCAUCCAUUAACUUUAAAUGUACAGGGGGUGCUGGCAGAGAAUUUCAGUCAAAUCUUGAUAACGUCACAUUUUGUCAUAUCCUAGUGCCAAAAAGCCUGGUUUUGUUGUCCAUUUUAAGAUUUGUGUGCUGCUUGUAACAGUACUGAAGAACAGGCACUUCCACUGUGGCAGAUAUGUCUAGAUUAAAAAAUAAAUAAUAAACCUGCAGUUAGUGUGGUGUGCCAUGUUUCCUACUACUAAACAUUGCAACAGAUUAGACGGAAUAUGCAGUAUAUAGGGCUAUUAAAGUCUUCAAGGCUUCCAUGUAAUUUUCCCCCUUGUUGCAGAAAUGUCACAAUGAAAGUAAAGAACACUCUUUUUUUUUUUUAAGGGAGUAAGUCUGAGAUUAGAUUACCCCCACUGAAUUUGGAGACACAUCCACAGUAACCACUCAUAUAUUGGCACACUUGGAUACACUUCUUGUGUAAGAGGCAGGCAGGAAUAUUGUCACCCUUCAACCUGAUAGUGUAGUACUCCAACGUAACCAAUCAGCUGUAGUGUAGUAUUUAUAUAUCUAUAUUAAAAUGUAAAUGCGAAUAUGAGUUAUAAUUGUAGUUUGAAAAGGGAGGCUAAAAGUUUUUUGCUUUGUAUAUUUUGUUAUCUCAGAUUUAAUAUUAAAAGAAUAACAUGUUAGAAAUAAUAACUCCUAUUCUUUGCUGCAAAGCAGCAUAGGAAAAUGAUUACUAUCUAGAAAACAUUUGUAAAGGUGAUCUUUUUUACUUUAAAGAAAAUUGAUACAUGCCUAUGAUUAAGUAUAUAUAAUUGCAUUGAACCUAUUUUUUCUAACAGUUUUUGAAUUUUUUAAAUGAUAUAGUUUCAGACUCCAACCAUGAAGGGACCUUAUGUCGACUUUAUUCUCUAUUAAAGAGCAUUUCUAUAGAUUUCCUCCACCACUUUGCCCAUAUUAGUCUUUACUCCCAAAACAAUUCUCGAAAGCUCUGGAAAUCUGCUGGAACGAAUGAAUACCAAGAGUAUGGUAUUAGUUUUAGUUCUAUAUAAAGCUCCAUAUGCUGCUUUGUACUCUUAAAGCUAAACAUUCAUAUCAAAGUGUUAUGGGAUUUGUUUGCAAUUCACCAACAAAUAAAAAAUCUGCAAGGCAA
This is a messenger RNA of Eublepharis macularius, 3258 nucleotides long. RefSeq names its product ezrin (gene EZR). Lineage: Eukaryota; Metazoa; Chordata; Lepidosauria; Squamata; Eublepharidae. The transcript has 14 exons. The record is from RefSeq and is a predicted model, not a curated record. Gene Ontology annotation, cellular component: apical part of cell; plasma membrane; adherens junction. Gene Ontology annotation, biological process: positive regulation of early endosome to late endosome transport; positive regulation of protein localization to early endosome; regulation of cell shape. The coding region runs from base 222 to 1982 and encodes 586 amino acids. Gene Ontology annotation, molecular function: actin binding; cell adhesion molecule binding.